Dimorphilus gyrociliatus is the source of this 1092-nucleotide messenger RNA. NCBI's taxonomy places the organism in Eukaryota, Metazoa, Annelida, Polychaeta, Dinophilidae. The record is from the annotation of a GenBank genome assembly.
AUUCUAGACUGAUUAUUCUGAGGAAAAAGACUUUGAAAAAUGAUGCCGUCACAUCAAAUAUUAAUUAUUUUAAUUAUAUUUAAUCAAUUACUAAAUUUCUGCAAAGUUUACGGCGAUCAUCCGUGUUAUGACAAAGUAGACGGAUACCCUUUAAAUUUUGGGAGUACCGUACACGAGAAUACUUCCCUAUUCGCUUGUAUUGAUUUAUGCUUAAAGACAGAAAAUAUCUGCAAAUCCUUUACGUACAAUUUUGAUUGGAAAACAUGCCAUUUAAGCUCUACUAUACAAGAAACUCGCACUACAUUUAAUGAGUUUAAUAUACCUAAUAUAGCCUAUUAUAUUAAAAAGGAGUUUUGCCGUCCAUCUUGCUUUUUCAAAAAAUACGAAGAGAGAUAUCUUCAUGGUUUCAGCUAUAAAACAAUAAAAGAUACUGAUACGCCAGAUGCUUGCUUAGAUUUGUGCUUGGCUGAAAUGGAAACUUGCAAUUCAGUAGAAUAUAAUAUAGCAUCUAAAAAAUGCUAUCUAAGUCGUUAUACCAAAGAGAUAAAUCCGUACGCAUUUAGGGAGAAUUGUUUUUUCACAUAUUGGGAAAGAGUAUGCGGAGAGGAACCAAAAGCUUAUGCUUGUUUUGAAACUCACAAUAAUCAUUGGUUACCAAGAGCUAAUUCUAGAUUAAUAUCUGAAAAUUAUGAAACAUGCUUAUACGAAUGUCUGAUUUCUAAAAAGCAGUGUAGAUCAGUUCAAUAUGAUAAAAUUAGUCAUGAAUGCUACCUGAAUGAAAAUGAUUCCGAAACCGAGGAAUUAAUAUUCAAUAUAUCUUUUGUACAUUUUCAAAGGUCUUUAGAUUGUACAUCAGAUUGUUCGAUUGAAGCUCAUAAUGGAAAAGUUUUAAAACGAUUAAAUAUCGAAUCGGAGAGAUCGCUAUCAAAUUUAGAUUGUAUUGAACAAUGCUUUGCAACUGAUAAUUGUAAUUCUGUUCAAAGAAACAGUGAUUUGGCAGUUUGUCAUUUACAAAUUGAAACUAAAGACAAUAGACCAGAUAAUUUUGAGAGUUCGCCAUUCUAUACUUAUUGGCAAUUUAACUGUCCUUAA